GCAUCUUCAGUGUCCAAUCGACCGGCUCCGCAGUAAGAUCGCGCACAAGAAAACCCACCAAGUUCCAACGCGUGCGUCCAUUCUGUGCAUAACAAUUGAAGCUCAUCGCGAAGAUCAAUCGUGUAUGUGCGCGCGUCUGUGAUAAAGGCACGUGAAGUGAGGUAAAGUGAAACAAAAGAAAUUUAAAAAAAAAAAAAAGGUGAAAGAGCCACGAAAUGAUGCGAGUUACAAUCUUAUGCUGUGCAGUGGUCCUAACUGUGUUACUGGUGCAAACUAGCGAAGCAUUACCGGCAUAUCAGGUUCUACCGCCACGAGAAGGCUAUGUUCCGGUGUAUAUUCGCUACGGUGAGACGCCACUCGAUGAGAUUAAUCCCAGUUUAGCGGCUGCUUUUCAUGAAUAUGGAAUCAGUGCACGGAAGAUUAAGUCUGGAUUGGAUGAUCAAAUGAUGGGAGAUCAACCACAAACCAACUCAAAUACAAGCGAAGAGUCAAAUGAUACGUCCGAGGAGAAGCAACCCACCAAGCCAUCGAGUACGGUAGAACCUACCGCUGCUGAGGUUGUGGAUGAGGUCAAACCUCAAGCUUUGGAUGCUGCAGAAGAGGCGAAAGUUUAACUUAUUUCACAGUGAGAGACAGAGAGUUGUGUAAUGCAGGGAAAUUAUAGAGUUUUAGUCCAAAUUUAUAGAGAGCACAAUAUUCUCCGUAAUUGAAUCUCAUGCACUACGUAAAAAAAAUACUUUAAUGACUGUAGUUUACAAAAUCUUUUUUUUUACACAUAAAUUACAGAAUAAAUGAAAAAAAAAUA
Messenger RNA from Lutzomyia longipalpis, 805 nucleotides. RefSeq lists its product as uncharacterized. The record is from RefSeq and is a predicted model, not a curated record. Lineage: Eukaryota; Metazoa; Arthropoda; Insecta; Diptera; Psychodidae. The transcript is spliced from 4 exons. The coding region runs from base 216 to 614 and encodes 132 amino acids.